Kickxella alabastrina is the source of this 996-nucleotide messenger RNA. RefSeq lists its product as uncharacterized. Lineage: Eukaryota; Fungi; Kickxellomycota; Kickxellomycetes; Kickxellales; Kickxellaceae. The record is from RefSeq and is a predicted model, not a curated record. The transcript has a single exon. The coding region runs from base 109 to 738 and encodes 209 amino acids.
UAGCCAUGAUGGCCGAGAGAUGCGCCGGCUCGACGUCAGCCGUAACUACCUGACACACAUGGUUGCGAUCGUCGGACACUCGACCAUCAUUGGCGCCACAUCGAUCGAAUGACACAGGCACGAAAUGAUGCCGGCCAUCUCAGGCAUCAGCGUCAGGUAGGAGUCUGGAAUCAGCAUCUCGGCUACGCCAGCCAUGGCCUGGGCAUGCUGUCAGCUCCAUCUUGCCGACACUUCACGACACAAACUCAUGCAGAUAACCCAACGCCCCAUGAGGACAUGCCCUGUUCAUCCUGGCGGACACAUGCGGCGAUGACAUCAACGACGCCCAGCUCCAGCAGCUGCACCAUCUGCGGAUUCGCCACCUUUAUUACGUUUUCUUCUGCUUCUGGAGGCCGAUACGCUGUGAGAAAAGUUCACAGCCGCACAAGGCUCUCCAUCAGUGCGUGCAAAGGCUCGAGCUCAGACACUGACUGGCAUGCACCACCGAGCAAUGCAGGCAGAAAUGCCAGGUCGACCAUUCACCAAUGGUACUCCGUGCGCAGUGCAAACUGCUUUGCCAUGGCCACACAUACCGACACAAGCAUGGCGUCUGACUGCUGGCUCUGCUUGCUGCCACCUCAGGGUGAGCCACUGGCCGACUGCAGAAGUGCCUCGCUGAGCGCCUCAAGAAACCCGCAGCCGGCUGCCUGCCGCAUGUGCCGCUUGGACACUGCCGUGUCUGAUGUGCCCAACACCUGAGCAGAGUGGCAGCUGCCCACGUCGCUACCUCAUUUUCCCUGGGCGUGCGCAUAGCGUCCACCAGCGCCUCAAUGCCGCUGGCCCAAACCACCCUGCCGACCCGCUGCGGCGUCAUCACCAGCACCUGCAGCAACACAACUGCCCGCAACCGGCCCUCCUCUGCUGCUACUGAACUGCCCUGAGCCUGCACGACUAUCAGUUGCAGCAUCUCUCUCUGCAUGGCCAUAUCGAGCACUAACUCAGACGCAACAUCCCACA